AUGUUUUUGUGUAAAGUCUGCAGGGCUCUCAACGUGACUGUGUCCCCAGGGCCUGUGGUGGACUACCUGGAGGGAGACAAUGCCACUCUUUUUUGCCACAUCUCCCAGAAGCGGAGGAGAGAUAGCCUGCUGGCUGUGCGCUGGCUCUUUUCACUGUCUGAUUCCCAGGAAAUCUUGAUGAUUAAGAUGACCAAGCUCAGGGUGGUACAGUACUAUGGCAAUUACAGCCGUAGUGCCAACCGACGGAGGCUACACCUCCUUGAGGAACGGCGUGGGACACUGUAUAGGCUUUCCUUGUUGACCCUCCGGCUCACGGAUCAGGGACAUUACAUCUGCAAAGUCCAGGAAAUAAGCAAGCACAGGAACAAGUGGACAGCAUGGUCCAAUGGCUCCUCAGCUACAGAAAUGAGAGUGAUUUCCCUCAAAACUUUUGAAGAUUCAUCCUUUGAGAAAAAGAAGGAGGCCUGGGCAUUUUUUGAAGAUCUCUACGUGUAUGCCGUCCUUGUGUGCUGUGUUGGGAUUCUCAGUGUUCUCCUGUUCACUCUGAUUAUCAUCUGGCAGUCAGUGUUCAGUAAGAAGAAAUCCCGAGUGAGACAUUAUUUGGUGAAAUAUCCUCAAAACAGCUCAGGUGAGACUGUCACCAGUGUGACUAGCUUAGCCCCACUGCAGCCCAAGAAGGGCAAGAGGCGGAAGGAGAAGGCUGAUGUUCCUCCUGCAGUCCCAGCCAAAGCUCCAAUAGCCACUUCCUUCCAUAAACCCAAGCUGCUGAAACCACAGAGGAAAGUUACCCUGCCAAAGAUUGCUGAGGAAAGCUUGACCUAUGCGGAGCUGGAGCUGAUUAAACCCCAUCAGGCAGCCAAGGGCAUCCCCACCAGCACGGUCUACGCCCAGAUCCUCUUUGAGGAAAACAAGCUGUAA
Molecule: messenger RNA, 918 nt
Organism: Orycteropus afer afer
Lineage: Eukaryota; Metazoa; Chordata; Mammalia; Tubulidentata; Orycteropodidae
Gene: VSTM4
Product: V-set and transmembrane domain containing 4
Exons: 8
Coding region: 1-918 (305 amino acids)
Source: RefSeq, a predicted model, not a curated record